This is a messenger RNA of Colletotrichum acutatum, 2461 nucleotides long. RefSeq names its product bilirubin oxidase. Gene Ontology annotation, molecular function: oxidoreductase activity; copper ion binding. The coding region runs from base 349 to 2289 and encodes 646 amino acids. The transcript is spliced from 3 exons. The record is from RefSeq and is a predicted model, not a curated record. Lineage: Eukaryota; Fungi; Ascomycota; Sordariomycetes; Glomerellales; Glomerellaceae.
CGCUCGAGGUCAACCCUUCACCGGCUCACGCCAUUGCUAAGGCUGUCGUUGUGGCUUUCUACCUGGGAUCCGGCGUGGGUCUUGUCAGAUUGGACUGGAUCGCCGUAAUUCGGUCCAUGGUGUCGCCGCCUCGACCACUCAGAUUUUUGAUCAAGAUGAAAUAUGAAAGUUGAUAAAUACUGGAGUUCUGUCCCUACCGAUGGAAAUCUUCUCCACCAGUCUCAUCGCCCUCAUCUCCUUCCAAGCAUUUGACAGUUACAAAGGCGUCGCCACCCGUCUUGGCCAGCACUUGUCACUUGCACUGUUUCUCUUGGCUCUUUUCCCUGCAUAUCAUCUUCCAUCUCCGCCAUGGUCUCUCUCACUCUUCGCCAGUCUCUGGCCAUUGUCUUAGCUCUCGCUUCUGAUACCCUCGCCAAGGACUGGGACAGUCCCGCAUACACAUGGCUCUACGAGUUUCCCCUGCCAAUCCCCCCUCCCAAGGAGGAACGAUACCCCAAUCAGGCGAUCAUCAAUCCAGUGACUGGAAAGAAGAUCAGGUACUAUGAGGUUGAAGUCAAGGAGUUCACCGCCCAAGUCUACCCCAACCUCAAGCCUGCCAAUUUGGUUGGAUAUGAUGGCAUAGCGCCUGGACCAACCUUCCUCAUGGAGCGUGGCGAAGAGGCGGUCGUUCGCUUCAUCAACCACGCCAAGAUGGCCAGCUCUGUGCAUCUUCACGGCUCUCCUUCGCGCACACCUUGGGAUGGUUGGGCUGAAGAUGUCUUCAACCCUGGUCAGUACAAAGACUACUACUAUCCCAACAACCAGAACGCCCGUACUCUCUGGUACCACGAUCAUGCCAUUGACCACACUGCCGAGAAUGCCUACUUUGGCCAGGCUGGCGCAUACAUCCUCCACGACUCUGCUGAAGACUCUCUUGGCCUCCCCAGCGGUUACGGCGUCUACGACAUUCCUCUGAUCCUCUCUGCGAAACAAUACAAUUCCGAUGGUACUCUGUACUCGCCUGCCAACGAACAGACCAGCUUGUACGGGGAUGUUAUCCACGUUAACGGACAGCCUUGGCCGUAUCUGAAGGUUGAGCCCCGCAAGUACCGUUUCCGUCUGCUCGACGCCGCCAUUUCCCGUACAUUCUUCCUCUACCUCGAAGAUCUUAAGGCCAACAGAGUCGAAUUCGAGGUCAUCUCUUCCGAUGCCGGCCUCUUAACGGGACCCCAGAAAGUCAAGGAUCUCUACAUCUCCAUGGCCGAGCGCUACGAGAUUGUCAUCGACUUCUCCAAGUACAAGGGCGAGAAUGUCACCAUGCGCAACACCAGAGGCUUCGCCGCUGAUGUUGACUAUCUGCACACCGACAAGGUCAUGCGCUUUGUAGUCAGCGAUGGAUCAGUCAAUGACAAGUCCGAAGUCCCCUCCGCCCUCCGCGCCGUGCCGUUCCCCAAGGACAAGACCGGCGUUGACCAGCACUUCCUGUUCCACCGCACGGGCAGCGACUGGCGUAUCAACGGUGUCAUCUUUGCCGAUGUAAACAACCGCGUCCUUGCCAAGCCUAAGCGGGGUACUAUUGAGGUCUGGGAGCUCGAGAACAGCUCCGGCGGCUGGAGCCACCCCAUCCACAUCCACCUCGUCGACUUCCGCGUCAUCAAGCGCGUCAACGGCCGUAGCAACACGGUCUUCCCAUACGAGUCCCAGGGUCUCAAGGAUGUCGUCUGGGUUGGACCCGGUGAGACGGUGACCGUCGAGGCUCACUACGCCCCCUGGCCCGGUGUCUACAUGUUCCACUGCCACAACCUCAUCCACGAGGACCACGAGAUGAUGGCUGCCUUCAACGUCACCAAGCUCGAGGACCUUGGCUACGACGAGGAAGCCUUUGCCGACCCCAUGCAGUUGGAGUGGCGCUCUAAGAAUGAGAGCUCCGCUGCAUCUAGCUGGGACGCGAUCAAGUCCCGCGUCGAGUACAUGGCCAAGCUCCAACCCUACAACAACGAGCAAGAGGUCGAGAGUCGUCUGGAUGCUUACUGGGCCACCAAGACUAACGCGCCAUCCCCGAGCUCGACGCCCUCGACUCUGGUCGUCAGCACCACCACGAGCCCCGUGGUCACCUCCCCCGCAGCCACUUCUGCCAGCUCGACCAUCACCUCCAAGGCCACCACCACCAGCAAGUCUGAUGACGACGACAAGAAGAAGAAGACUUCGUCGACUAGCACCAGCACCACUUCUUCCAAGAAGAAGCGUGGCAUGCGCUUCCGCGGUGUGGAUAUGGAGAUGCCCAAGCGCACUGCCGCGCCCCAGGCAUGAGAAUGAUUAAUCAUCACACAAGAGACGAAUUUUGAGAGUUUUGUAUGACCAUCUCUCCGGUUUACGACUUAAUGACACAACCCACGCUCCUUAUAGACCAUUAGAUAUCCUGUCCUUGAGCACAUCUAGACAUAUUUUUCAUACUACAUAGUACGGGCGGCGAGAAAACGGG